AAGGAGCUCACUUCUAUGGUUCGACAAUGUGAGUCUUUGGAGGGCGCCACUGUCGCCGAAUCGAAACGCCUGCGUCGGGCCGCGGUACACUUGGAACGAAGCUGGCACAACAUCUGGAUCCGGUCAUUGGAGAAGCAGUGUCUUACGGAACAGCGUUUGCAGCAGCGUCAGGAACGCGACAACGCACAAAACUUAAAGGAGGGUUCAGAUUUCGAAACCGAUGAGGGACCAUUAAGGAAGCAUCGACGACUCAAUUGGAACCACUGGACUGCAGUAUCUUCGGUAGUAAAUAUGGACAGGAUUCGUCGUGAAGGUGAAGCUUUGCGAUCCAGAGACGGAUUGAAAAGUAAUUUAUUAACAAGAGAUGUUGGAAUAUUAUGCAGCGAUUUGGUACCUGUGAAUGACAAGUGUGUCAUGGUUGGGACGACUGGAAUCGCUGCUUUGAAGGCAAAAUAUGGUGACGAUUUCACGAACUUCGAGAUCAUACAGGACAUCGGCUAUUCGAGUGAGAGCUCGACUCAUCUAUCUGGUGACGAUGGUGUGGGUGUUGGAGGAGACCGUUAUUUCAACAUACGCGUCUACAACUACAACACCAAUAAGACUCCAUCAAAGUCUUUUAGCAGUCUGAAGGAGGAGCUAGAAAAUUCAAACUGUGGAAAACUAGAAAAUCUGGGUUCAUCUCUGGGUUCUUCCUCUGCGGGUACAUCUUUCAACGAUUCUGGAUUCGGGACUACGGAUUUAGCUGUUGGAGACACUGUAGACACAUCACUUUCCAUGCAUCAGUUCGCUGAUCCUAGUGAAGAGUGUGUGGGUUUGGGUGAAGAAGAACUGUAUGGCCUGGAAGACGAAUCUGAUUAUCUAGAAGCAGUUUUAGAGACGUGCAUGGAUUUUGGACCGGAAGGUGGUGAGGAGGAGUGUAGUAAGCUGGAAGCAUCGGAUGAGCUGCAUUUCACUCUAAGUGGUAUAGAGAGUGACGAUGCUGCAGACAAUUUUCAUAACAGGAGUUCUUUUACAACAUCUGCUCAAGUUUUCUACAAAAUGAUAUCUGUCGACAGUGAUAAUGGUGAACUAUGUUUACACACAGGGGAUACUGGCAACAUCGAUGAUAAAAAUGUUCAAAAAUUUGAUUCAUCUACCGAACUGGAGUGCCAAACUGAACUGCCAUGCUUACAGAAAACCACAACUAAUGCAUCCUCUUCAGCAGAAGGGUUUUCAGUGUCUCGGAAGGAAAGGAAGUUUUCGAGUUCUGAUUCGGAGCAAGAAACUUACAAGUUACCUCUGUAUACGAAUUCCCCUGGGGAAUGGUGGAAGAUAUCAUCACGGCCCAAGAAAAUCCUUAGCUCUACCCCAAUAAGACAUUUACCAGACAUUCUGGAACCAAAUACAAGCUAUAAGCAAGGUCUGAAGAGAAAGCGGGAUAGAGACACCACAGUCAUUGCCUCUUCUUGGAAAAGCAGUGGACGAAUGACGAACCGCGUCCGUUCUUGGUUAAAUCGGUGCUCGAAUUCUAUUCCUUCAGAUUCAACAUUCCAAAGGAAAUCUUUAUUCCGUGAUGGGCACUCUUCAGGUGACGAUUGUAAUCAAGGUCCAAGGCAGGUUCACGUUGGAGAGGAUCUAUCUUCAUGUGAUGCCAGUUGUGAAUAUACGUCUUCCAGUGCCGAUGAAGCUACUUCUUUCUCAUCAUCAUCUUAUUUUUUCGAAGAAGACUCUUUUCAACAGAAAGGACGCCUUGACUCUUAUAGCAUGGAAGGUUCUUUCGAAACUGUGAUACGUGAACAAUGCGCACAUUUGAUGACUGAUUCCGAAACUGCACAAACUUCUCAGCUGCCGCCAUCGCCUCCAGCAACAACUACUUGCUCCACUAGUUGUGGGUGUUGUAAAAGGAGCUUUAGAAAGUAUCAUGCAAAAAGAAAGUUUCAUUUGAAAACGUCAUCAGAAGGGGACCUUAGAACCCACGCCACAUGCAAGACUGGAUCAUUCCAUAGAUUCAACAGUGGACCUCGUAAUAUAUUAUCUGUAGAUUCGAAGAAAAAGGAUAAGAGAUAUAAUCCUCUACCAGAUAUGAAAUCCCACUUAUCAUCCAGUCUACCUGAUGUGUUACGACGUCAUUCUCACAGUUCGGAUGAUGAUUUCAAAGUAUCUUCAGACUAUCGAAACGAAAUGAAGACUAAAUGCUGCGAUCCUUAUUGCCAUCAUGGUAUUCCAGGAUCACGUAACCAGUCUAGUUCAUCUGACGUUGGAAAGCGUAGACGAAGACGUAGUCGAAAGAAAUCUUCCAGUUCCAAUAGGUCAUCCAGGAGUGUUCUGCACAGUGGAGACAGCGUUCGUCAUCGGUCCAGAACACUGACAGGAGGAACAACAACGAUUGUCAGUCUUUGUGGAAGCAGAAGACGACACUUCUCUCAGCGAUCCGAUUUCUUUGGUGAUUCUGAAGCAAAUGUUCGCUCAGAACACGAGAUACGGUUAUCUGAUGAGAAGAUAUCUGCUGCCGAAGAUGUGGACUGCAAAGAUCUAAACAUUGAAUUGGAGGAUAGAAAUAUCAAACGUCGUGAUUCCUCUUCUCUGCUGUCUCCUGUGGAGAGCGAUGUUGUCCUGACCCAACUGGAAGAGCAAAGCACAGUGUCUGACCAAGUUUGGGAUGGCUACCAGGACAUGCCGUACUUGAGUGAGGCAUAUUCUGAAACCACGGUGGACGAGGACGCUAUCAGGAAGCUGAUAGAAUUUGGUGAUGACUACGGCUCUGCCAUUGGUCAACCCAUGCGCUUGUUGGACGUUGCUGACGGUAACAACAACAAAACAGAAAUUUCCAAAUUGCCUUCCAAAAAAACAUCAAAGACUCUUUCUUUACCGCCAUCUCAACGUCAGUCAAGUCUGAGUAACGAUUCGGAUUCCGAUUCCGAAGAUCUUCAUCACGUCAUCGAGGAAACAGCGAAAGCAUUACAGUUUGCCCGAGGAACACUUAAAAGGAGGCAGUCAGGAGACUUUUUAUCUUCCGCCGAAUACGCUGAACUUCUGGCAACAUGUGGGACUCAUUUGCGUUGUUUACAGACAAUCUGCGAGCGCAUAGAGAUCGAUGGCAAAGAGAGCAAUUUCCCGAGCUGUGACUUGAAGAGGCUUCAUGAUCUGAUUGAAGAGUGGGAUAUCUUGCAAAAGAGCACUAUAAUGUAUGAAAAAUCGCAAGACCAUGUUCAAGAGAAAUAUGUUAAAGCUAAAGAAAAUAUAGAUGCUUUAUUUCACAUGAUGUCGGAACUUUCCUCUGAUAUUGAUUCUGAAACUAAGAACUUUAAUUCUUGGGAAGAUGUGCAAAAGGAUAUUUCGAAAUUACAGAUGGCGCUAAUGACGCUGCAAGAAACAAAGGAGAAACUCCGCAUAGUAAACCUCCAGGUACAUCGAUUCAUGACAGAAUAUGGGAACAGCCGGAGUUACAAAGAUCGCUCUCUGAAAGAUGACGUCACCGAAUUAUAUAGACAAUGGGAAGAUAUUUAUGAGCAAAAUGGCAAUCAACUCACAGAGUUAGAAAACUUCAGCAAAAAAUGGAAAGAAUACAAUGAAAAAUAUAAAAAUUUACGGUGCAAAUUAGAAGAAGCUGAAAUGAACUCGGUAGAGAAAAACUGUGAUAAAACUUGCCUUAUAAUCGAAGAAGAAAGCUCGCUUAACUUACAGAAGGGGCUGAAAGAGCUACAGUACGAUGCCAUUUUCUUGAAAAGUGUCUUAAAGGAUGGACCUCUUUGGAAGACAGUUGAGAAAGAUUUGCGAGUUUUAGAAGAAAGAAUAGAGAAAGAAGCGCACAAGAUACCCGCGUCACGAAGUGUUGAUCAUCCGAACUCCUCCGUAUCAGUUGAGGACGGUGCAGAUGACCACUUCGAAGACGCGCUCCAGUCAGAAAGCUACGAAACCUGUGACGAUGCGACCGAUUUCAAAAUGGCAGCUGACCAUCUACCUGACAGCUCAAUGGAGGAUGUCAACGUCACCAGCAGCAGACCAUCUCGGUUUUGGCGAGUUAUCCGUGUUGCUGUUCCUGUGCAUUUUGCCCUGGUUCUACUGUAUUGUAUUGCUUGGUAUCUGGAGCCAAAUUGCUGCGAUAUGUUAAAUAAUUUCAAUUUUUCGUUGACGCCCCAAUUCCGCUAUAUUCAUGGACCACCGCCGGUUUGAAGUAUUUUAAAUAUUAAAAUCUGUAAAAAUAUAUAAUUUCUUUUACAACAAACCGUCCGAAUAAGAGUUGUAUAUAACAUUUUUAAUGCGUCACUUAUGUGUAUGUGCUUGUAAUUUUUCAUGUCUCGAAACUUUCAGGUAUUUUUUAUUUCUUUUGUAAUGAAUCAAAAUACUGCUUAAAAAUUUAAAUUUAAAAUUUUCAUAUAAUUUUGUUUAUUCUGUUUACUAUAUACUGCAUUUAAUAAUGAAAUAGAAUUUAAAUUUUUUUAUUAUGAAUUGCGCUAAAUAUAAUAACAUCUUAUGUUUAAAAUAAAUAGAUGAUUAAAUAUUAUUGUCUGAAAAGGCGGUAGAAAUCAGAAAGUUCUUAUACAGCACUAAUGGAGUUAAAAAAAUUGAAUUUCUGAAUAUACUAAUUGAUAAUUUAUAAAUUAUUUAUUCCUCUACAUAUUGAUUUAAUGUAUAAACAAAGAAGAGUAGAGUAUUGCAUUUAAAAUUGCAAGUUUGCUUUUUUAUUUAGAUUUCGUGAGAAUAUAUAAAAUAAUUUUUGAAAUGUUCCGUGUUUCUCUAAAUUAUUUAUUUAAAAAUAAUAUUCGUAGUUCUAAAGCUAAUUGUAUUAAUCAUUUUACUCUUUCAUAAAUUAGUAAAUUAAAAGCGUUUUAAACUCAUUUAUUUCUCAAACAUGUAAAGUGCAUUAAAAUUUUCUAACGUUAGCAUUUUAAAUUCAUUUACUUUUGAAAUAUUUAAAAUGCUAUAAAAUUUUGGCAAAUUUUCCACUUUUAAGGAAUAAUUUACAUUUGUUUAAAAUGCAAUGUUUUUGUUUAUUAAUGAUUUUUUUGCGUGUAUAAUUUAUUUCGAUAACUAUGCUAAGAAUGUAAGCAUAAUUUUAAUAUUUCUGUAAAACUAAUUUCUUUUCCUAUCGAUUUCAUGCUUGAAGAGUUGUACAGCUUCAUAUUUGAAAAGUUGUAUUCUGACGGAAAUAUUAAUAACUUAAAUAAAUUUACUUUAUAAUAUUUCAGCUAUGGAAGACUAGUUGAACGUUUUCAAAAAUAUUUUCAACUUCUUGUUUUAAGAUUGAUUGCAAAUUCUUAAAAUAGUUACAAAAUUCGAAACUUACAAACUAGAAAUUAUUAAUAUUCUAUUAUGAACGCACUGUUUAAACUUAGCUCAUUUUAAUAAACAAAUGUAAAAAAACUCAAAAUUAGCUUAUUUUACAAUUCAAAAUAAAAAUAAUUUAAGAGGACAUUUGAAUAUAAUAUUUAAACUUUUAUGAAAUAAAUAAAUUAUUUAAAUUAAAAUAAUUUACAUUAUUUUAAAUUAGUUCAGCGAUAAUUUACUGGUAUUAUAGAUUUUAAUGUUAAUGAACAGUUAUAAUAUUAGAAAACUAGAUAACAUUAGAAAUUUCUAAAUUUUUUAAUUUAUUUUCAAGUUAUUUUUAAGUUUGCUUUUUUAUAUAAAUCAACAUUUUACUAUCCAGCUUUGCUUAAUUAUCAUGAUAAUUAUUGCAAGAGCCUAAGGUAUUAUUUGUUUCGUUCACUGUCAACUAGUAAAUUAUCAGAUUUCUGGUAAAUUAGUUCGAAUUAUUAAAAUAAACGCAACUACUUCCCGUAUCUUCUUUGCUAUUUUGGGAUAUUCUGAAGAACUUCCAUUAUGAUGCUUUUUUAUCAUUUUAGACUAUAUGUUUAUGGAGCUUUAAUUACUGCAUGUUUUAUUAACAUUUGCAUUUUUAAUACUGUAUACAGUUUUAAAACUAAGUAAGUAUAUGCAAAUUAGCCCAUAAUGAAAUUUAUUUUUUAAUGCUUAAAAUAAUUUAAGAACUUUCAGAGAUACUUUAAUUUGAAUAAUCAGUCAUUAUCGAUAUAUACAGUUAACUUGUAUUUUAUAUAAUUAAUAAAUACAUGUUUGGAUGUGUAGAUUAAAAAAGAAACUAAUAAUUUUGUCUUUAAAAGAAUGUUUGCAUAAAAUAAUCGUGCUUAGUUGGAAAUUACAGAAAUUUGGGUCUUGUCAUGCUAACAAUAAUUUUAUUACGUCCAAAUGUUGAAUGAAAACAGAAAUUUAAAAAAAAAAAAAAAAAAAGAUGAUUUAUAAAUCAGUAACAAAUUAAUAAUAAAACACAGAACAUUAAUGAAGGAAAUAUGUAGUGUAAAUUGUUAUAACUCCUUUAGUGGAUGUGUUUCUUUAUUUUCGAAAAACGAAGAUGCAUUAACCAUUGUUCCGUCUGUGUCGUAAUCAGUGUAAUUCUGACUUGCGAAUAAUAAAGUAAUUUCUUUGAAUCUUAAAUUUUUGUUUUAACAGAUUUUUGCUUUAAAGUUGCAGAUUUUUUUUAAAUUUAUACAUAUGUAUUAAUUAACCUUAAGAUAUUUUAUGAAGACAACGAAUUUGACAUUUUAUAAAGAAUUUCAUCUGCGACUGAAAUAUGCUUCAUCAGUGAUGAUAAUUUUUUUUAAUUGUUGAUUUCAGAAGUCAAUAGUAAUGAAUUCUCAAAAAAGAACGGAAAUGUGCGUAUAAAACACUGUCUAAAUUAUUUUUGAAAUAAAAACAUUGUAAAAUUUUACACAUUGUAAAAACAUAUUCAUUGUACAUUUUUCAUGUAUUUUAUGCAUUUUUCAUGCACCAGUUCACCACAAACGAUUCUGGAAUUCUAGUCAUGAACACCGUAUCGUAUGUAUAAAAAACUACAUCGGAAAUAUACAUAUUUCAUAAUCAAUUUUUAUUAAAGUUACACGUAGCGAACUUUCUUUUCAUUUUCAUGGUAUUGUGUAAAUUUUUUGUUUUCAGAAUUUCAUUCUCAUUCAUAUUACACCUAUUCUUUUAUCAGAUAUAACCCAUAUAUAUUUGUUGCUUCGUGUUAGUUUUUCUUAAAUUGGUAGUUAUUUUUGGUGGGGAGUUUUUAUAUAAUGUUGGAAAUCUUGUAUGUCCUGUUGUAGCUAUUUUGUCAUCGCUUCACGUUUAACGAAUUAUGUACACUUGAUAAAUAUCAGUUGUUUUGUUAUUUUGCCUAAUAAAAAUUUUUUACAGGA
This is a messenger RNA of Stegodyphus dumicola, 7169 nucleotides long. RefSeq lists its product as uncharacterized. Gene Ontology annotation, biological process: cytoskeleton organization; nuclear migration; nucleus organization. Gene Ontology annotation, molecular function: kinesin binding. Gene Ontology annotation, cellular component: membrane; nuclear envelope; perinuclear region of cytoplasm. NCBI's taxonomy places the organism in Eukaryota, Metazoa, Arthropoda, Arachnida, Araneae, Eresidae. The record is from RefSeq and is a predicted model, not a curated record.